UCUCCGCCGCCACAUCAUCCGCCUGCCCACGCAGUCUAAAAGCAAAAGAGCUUUCACAUGCGGUAAAGGAUAGAUUUGAAAUAAAGAAACGCGCGUGCCUGCGAUACAUCUGCAUUGUCGCAUCAUUAGUAGUUUGAUAACGCGCUCUGUUCUCUAAUGGUGCGUUCGGAUCAACCCAUGUAAUCAAGGACAUUAUCAACACAUCUAAGCGACACUUUUUCUGAUUUAAUCGGAACACUGAAGUCUGAAGAUGCUUCAAUCCCUCACCGGUAAUUCGUGCGUGCGCUUGAUCCAGGGCAACAGAUCGACAUGGUAUUUCGUGUUUCUGGUCCUCGGGUACAUCGUAUUCCUCAUAUUCGGAGCGGUGGUGUUUUCAUCGGUUGAGCUUCCGUAUGAAGAUCUCCAGCGCCAGCAGCUCCAAAGUUUCAAACGGCAGUUCCUCCAGGAGCACGAAUGCCUGUCCGAGGAGCGGCUGGAGGAGUUCCUGACCAAAGCGCUGGAGGCCAGCAACUAUGGGGUGUCCAUCCUAAACAACGCCUCGGCCAGCUGGAACUGGGACUUCACCUCCUCUCUGUUCUUUGCUAGCACUGUUUUAUCCACCACAGGCUAUGGCCACACUGCCCCUCUCUCUGAUGGUGGUAAGGCAUUCUGCAUAAUUUACGCGAUGAUCGGCAUCCCCUUCACCCUCCUGUUUCUCACAGCUGUGGUACAAAGGAUCAUGGUCUUCAGCACAUGGCGGCCCAUUUUGUACGUGCACACUCGCUGGGGUCUGUCUAAACCCCUAGUGGCCCUCGUUCACGCAACCCUGCUGGCCAUCAUUGCAGUUUCCUGCUUCUUCCUCAUCCCAGCCGCCAUAUUCUCUGCCCUAGAAGAAAACUGGAACUUUCUGGAAUCCUUCUACUUCUGUUUUAUAUCACUGUCCACCAUAGGUCUGGGUGACUAUGUGCCUGGAGAGGCUUUUAACCAGAAGUUCCGUGAGCUCUACAAACUGGGCAUCACUGUCUAUCUUCUGCUUGGCCUGAUUGCCAUGCUGGUUGUUUUGGAGACCUUCUGUGAGCUGCAGCAGUUAAAGCAGCUGAGAAAGAUGUUCUACCUGAAGAAGGACAAGCCCCAGGACCAUCUGGCCAUCGUGGAACACGAUCACCUGGCCUUUGCCUCUAUGCCAGGCAGUACCAUAAACUCAUCCUUUGAGGACAAAACUGAGCACUUCGGGAACUUUCCUGUCCUGACCUCUCCAGGUGGUGAUGACCCCAUGAUCAGAUAAAUGUUUUAGUUUUCAUUAAUAUAGCUCUCAUUAGAGAGAGACAUCUUCAGCCAAGUGUUCUCCAACAUGUGGCUUGCAAGUGACUGGUUGUCUAUGGAAGUAGGAAGUCAGGCACCUGCCACAGAAUAAUGAAAAUUACUGGAAAAUGUUACUUGAUAUUCUGCAUAUUUAACAGCCCUCUACGAAGCAAUGCCAAUCCAGUUUACAUCAUAAUUCAGUACACUUUGACACAAUAUGUGCAAAUGAUCAUACUUGCACUUACCCCGUUAAAAUUGACCAGCUUGAUAGUAGCGGUAGUCCGAUAUAUCAGCCAGGCUGAUUAAUUGGCCCAUCCUUGGCCAUGUUGGGAUUAUCGAUAACUGUAUCCACUUGGACAAUUAACAGAAGUUGUAGUAAUUUGUCUAAUUUACUAUCAAUAAAUAUUUUUUUAUACCGUAGGAUAUGUUAGCUUUAUGUCGGUCAUGUUGACCGCUAGAUAUAGGAAUCGGUUGCUGGAAAACUCAUAUUGGCUGACCGCUACCUAAUAAAUUAAAGAACAUACUUAAUUGCAGGCGGGGUCGUAGCUUGUGGGGUGAAAGGAGGAAAUUAUUCUAGGGGUCCACAGGUCCAGAAGGGCCCCACAACAAAUUCUAAAAUAAUUUUAAUAGGAAAGUGGCCCAGAGUAGUAUAAAUUCAUGGAGUCCAGAAUACUUUGCUAUGGCCCUGAUUGCAUGCUAAAAUCUAGUAUGCUGCUUGCAAAUUGAGACUGUGGAAGCAAUAAAAAUAACCUUGUUUUCAAUCAAGAUACAAGCUUAGACUUAAACCCCCCUGCUCCAGACCUUCUAACCCUGACCCCUAAACUUAAAGCUGAUGCGUUUCAUUUAUUCACUGUUCAUUUAUUCUUGUAUGCAGAGUCCACACAGUAAGUCAUUUCUAGGUUUAUUUCACCUAAAAGUGUAACACUGUUGCUCUAUGCCACUAUCAAAACAUCCCCGUUUGCUUGAAAAGCCCAUCUAAUCCCAAACAGCAACAUUGGCUCGGCCAGUGGUGUGAGUUUGGGGCAGGACAAUCAGUUUUCUCUCGAGUUUUCUAAGAUCUGUUUGACUUCAUUAUUUGUUUUUCCUCAUGUUUUUUUUUCCCCCAGAAAAUUAUGUUUGGCGGUGCAGAAAUGACACACUUCAGCUUUAAAACCUAAACUUCACAUAGUCCAAAUCAAGACUCUAAAUCAUAAAGUCCUCUUGUCCUGAUCUAAAGCUCUGUCUAAAGACCCAUGUCUACUCAGACCUUCAUGAAUAUGUUGUGACGAUUCACGUAUGGUGUUGGAGACCCAUGCCAUCAAACAUACUAGAUGUUGAACAUCAUCUGAUAAGUUUUAAUAAGAUUUGUGUGAUCACACUUGUGAGCUUGUAAACAGCUUUAAUGUAAGCUUUAAAAGACAUUUGCUGCUAAAAGUUAAAGAAUCCACUCUAAUUUUCUCCAGUAAAACCAUUUUGCUUUACUACUGCUGCAUAGAUAUUAGAGACUGUAAUACACUGUACUGCAGUGUAUGCUGUGGAAAAUUUAGCAUUUGUAGCAUAAGUUAAUGCCUAAGAAAUAGUGUGCUUCAUAGUGGGGUAUCGGUUCACUCAUCUCACUAUUCGGUUCAGAUUACAAUUCUUUAAACUAAGCCUGAAUCAAGAAAAGUUAUUAUUACUUUAAAGACAUAUGCAAAACAUUUAGCACUGUUCAUCAGAGAUGCACUUGGAUUCAAAAUCUGCUUAGAACAGGGCAAUGGUGGCACCAAAUGGAAAUCCAUCCAUCCAUCCAUCGUCAACCGCUUAUCCUGUGUACAGGGUCGCGGGGGCUGGAGCCUAUCCCAGCUAACAUUGGGCGAAAGGCGGGGGACACCCUGGACAGGUUGCCAGUACCAAAUGGAAAUAUUAGCUAAUAAUUGGCUUUGCUGAAAAUAAGGAAUAAUGUUAAAUACAUGCUGCUUGCACACUGUCACUGAUUACAUGAAUUUAAUAUAUUUUUAAUUAAAGCUGUAUUUUUCUAAAAUAAUAAAUAUUAGUAUUAUACAAUAAUAUCUAAAUAUUAUUUUCAAAAAUACAUAUUAGUUUCAAAAAAACAUAUCCAGUUAAAUAUUGUCCCUACUUAAAACCCUAUGGGAAAUGUACUUAUUAAAUCAAAUCAGACAUGACAUUUAACAUAGCAUCAUUCUACAUUAUUUAUAUAUAUAUAUAUAUAUAUAUAUAUAUAUAUAUAACAGGGUUGAGGAGUUACUUUUGAAAUGUAUUCCACUACAGAUUACAGAAUACAUACUGUAAAAUGUAAUUUGUAAUGUAUUCUGUUAGAUUACUCAAGGUCAGUAACGUAUUCUAAAUACUUCGGAUUACUUCUUCAGCACUGGUAGAUUUUUUUCACUUCUUUUGACUUUAAAAUCUCUGCCAGUACAGUAAGACAAAAUACACAUUAAAAAUACAUUCUCUGAAAAACCUAAAUAUCUUAUGCAGUGUUGUUUCUAAAACAAGAUCAAUCUAAUUGAUAUUGUUUUAAGGAUUUUUAGAUAUUUUAAAAGAAAAAUUAUUAUUCAAGAAUAAGAUUUUUACACUAAUAUCAAAGGUCUUACUAGAAAAAAAUAAAUUGAUCUAAAAUUAAUUUUCUUGAUAAAAAAAUAUUAUCGUGUCUGGUAACAUGUGCAUGUAUAAUGGAUAGAAAUAGCAUUUUAGCUUAGCAUAAAACUGACAGCUGAAAAAGAAGUUUAUUUCUAUUUCUUCUCCAAACUUACUUCUCUGUCUGCUCGUAUGAAUGUAACACAUCAUAAGAAAGUGUUUCACCGCUGUUCAAAUGCACUUUGGAUCACAUCAUUUAUAUGUAUAAAUGUUUUCCAUCUAAAUGGACUAAAUAUUAAAUGAAACAAAUGACAAUAAAAUGCAAAGUAAUCUCUUCAGUAAUCAAAAUACAUUUUGAAUGUAACUGUAUUCUAAAUACCAAUCAUUUAAAUUGUAACUGUAGUGGAAUACAGUUACUUAUAUUUAGUAUUUUAAAUACGUAAUCCCGUUACAUAUUUUCCAUUUCUCCCCAAACCUGUAUAUAUAGUAGAUUAAUGUAUCACUAUCAUUAAUUGACACUGCCAUCUUUGAUAUUUACUUUAGUCACUUUCACUACUAACAUCUGUUAGAAUUGUAACUUCAGUUGUUCGUUCUGCUACUGUAAGUUGUUGUAUAAACAGGACAUUUCAAGGUAAGGUUGUCCAAUAUCCACGAUGUGUAUCGUCACAUUUUUAAACCGCAAUGUAUCAUGCCACGAUACACCGUUACACCCCUAGUACUUCAUAAUAGAUCAUUUUUUUGCGGCCAGGACUACAUAGGUGAAAGCAUAACAUUUAACUUAAUGGAUCAUUUAAAUGUGUUAGAAAGGAAAAAAAACCAAAAACAUUUAACUGAUUGUGAAAAGCAAAGCCUGUUUGCUACCAAGAGUAGUAUUUUACCUAUUAACGUAAGUAUAAAUAUUCCGACCCUUGAGAGAACUAGUUGAUCUCAGUUUACUUGGAAUUUUUGAAUCCAGGGUUGAAAAUGUCUCUGACAUAUCAGCACAAUGCAAUUACAUACCGAAACAAGUUUGAUUAAAAUCUAGGAUUACUGAAUUUUCGUUCAUUUGUAUCGACAAAUUGACUGUAUUACACUUUGUUCAUCCAAAAAUGUUGUUCAAAUUUUUGAUAAAAUAUAUUUGAAGCUUCUUUUUUUAUUUUUAUGAAAAGGACUAAACUAUAUUUGUGAAAAAUGCUUGAAGUGUUCAGAAUGACUGUUAUAGGCAUAGACUGAUGACUGCUGUUAAAGGUCUCAUUGGAAGAUUUAAUUUUAUGACUGUCACAGCAGUAGAAUGUCAUGACAUUUUUAUCACAAUACAAUAAAAGAUGAAUGUUUAAGGACAUUUUCAUGUUAACAGCUGUUGUGUCUGUAUUUAGGGAUUAUUUGUAUUCAGUGUCAUCUCUUUACACCAAUAAACAUGCUCAAAGCUCAGGCAAAGGGAACUUGAAUGUGCUGAUAUGACAUUUAUUGUUUGAAUACUCAUAAUGAGUAUAUAUAGAAAUACACUAUAACACACACAGGUAGAAUAAUGUACAGAUUUUGCAGUUUCGGAAGGAAAUUGGUACUUUAAUUCACCAAAGUGGCAUUCAACUGAUCACAAAGUAUAGUCAGGACAUUAAUGAUGUAAAAAACAGCACCAUCACUAUUUGAAAAAAUGAAUUUUUGAUCAAAUCCAGACAGGCCCCAUUUCCAGCAGCAUUCACUCAAACACCUUAUCAUUGAGUAAAAAAGAAACUCGCCAGUCAGUUUUCAUACAAAGGUGUACACUACAGUCUUCAAAGACAAAGAACAACUGACUCUAACAAGGACAGAAAGAGAUGUGGAAGACAAUUAAACAAGAGAAGUACAUCAGAGUCUCUAGUUUGAGAAAUAGACGCCUCACAUGUCCUCAGCUGACAGCUUCAUUGAAUUCUACCCGCUCAACACCAGUUUCAUGUACAACAGUAAAGAGAAGACUCAGGGGUGCAGGCCUUAUGGGAAGACUUGCAAUGAAAAAGCCACUUUUAAAACCGAAAUCAAAAAGAAAAUGUUAGAGUGUGCAAAAAACAGACAUUGGACAACAGAUAAUUGGAAAAGAGUGUUAUGGAUCUUAAACACAUUGAGCUUUUGUAGGAUCAGCUAGAAAGUAAGGUACGUGAGAAGUGCCCGACAAGACAGCCACAUCUAUGGCAAGUGCUACAGGAAGUGUGGGGUGAAAUGUCACUUGAGUAUUUGGACAAACUGACAGCCAAGGAUCUGCAAAGCUGUCAUUGCUGCACGUGGAGGAUUUAUAUCGAUAAGACGCAAAAUCUGCACAUUAUUCAAAAAUGUUGGCCACCUGUGUGUGUGUGUGUGUGUAUAUAUAUAUAUAUAUAUAUAUAUAUAUAUAUAUAUAUAUAUAUAUACACACGUAUGUACAAAUACAAAUCUGAUGUGCAAGGGAAUUUAUGGCACAAGAGGUAGACUAUGUUAGGUAAAUAUAAAUAGACUAAGCUGUGUAUUGCACAUAAUUAUUGCUCAAAGGGGCCGUUUUAACUAUUCAUGAGCUGAAUAGCCUGAUGGGAAAAAACUGUUCUUGUGCCCAGUGCUCUGUAUCGCUGGCCAGAAAGCAACAGUUCAAAAAGGUCUUAUAUACUUAUAUAGAAUCUUAUAUACAGUAUUUGCGAACAUUGAAGUUUGUGUACAUUACAGUUGUACAUUUAGGAACCCAUGAGGGCAUAAACAAUGUCAUGAUCUUCUGUUUUAGUGGUGUAUAAAUGAAUGUUGAAUAAAUGCAUUGCCA
Xyrauchen texanus (razorback sucker) is the source of this 6574-nucleotide messenger RNA. Its product is annotated as potassium channel subfamily K member 1-like. Gene Ontology annotation, biological process: potassium ion transmembrane transport; stabilization of membrane potential. The transcript is spliced from 3 exons. Lineage: Eukaryota; Metazoa; Chordata; Actinopteri; Cypriniformes; Catostomidae. The record is from RefSeq and is a predicted model, not a curated record. Gene Ontology annotation, cellular component: membrane. Gene Ontology annotation, molecular function: potassium ion leak channel activity. Bases 251 to 1264 code for a protein of 337 amino acids.